Erigeron canadensis is the source of this 1548-nucleotide messenger RNA. Its product is annotated as F-box protein At5g03100-like. The transcript is spliced from 3 exons. The record is from RefSeq and is a predicted model, not a curated record. Lineage: Eukaryota; Viridiplantae; Streptophyta; Magnoliopsida; Asterales; Asteraceae. Gene Ontology annotation, molecular function: protein binding. The coding region runs from base 1 to 1365 and encodes 454 amino acids.
AUGACCUUGUUUUUCAUCUUCACAGUCAAGGAUUUGGUUGAGAUACACGAAAAUGUUGGAAUUGGAAAGAAGGAAAGGAAGACCCUUAAUAGGUAUCAUUAUGGUGACAUGUUUGUGUAUUUGGAAAAGAAAAGGAAACCAACGGCUGUUGCCAUGGAGAAUGUGAAAGUAAAAGAAAAAGGAGACGAUCAACCUCCAAAACGGAUCAGAACCCAAAAAUCAGAAGAAGGAGAAGAAGAGGAAGAAGAUCGAAUAAGUGCCUUACCUGAUUGUUUAAUCAUUGACAUCCUUUCUCGUUUAGACAACACAAAAGAGGCCAUACAAACAGGUACUCUUUCCAAACGUUGGCAACAUGUUUGGCCUUCUGUUCCUUGUCUUAUUUUUGAAGAUUUUGAUUUUAUAAGAUACAAACGGUUACCCGAUUUCUAUCUUGCUGUUGAUAAAACCCUAACCCAAUGCCAAUCAAACAAUCUCGAUAAAUUCGAAGUCUUUGCCACUUAUGAUAAAAGAUUUAAAUCCAAUGUCAGCAGUUGGAUUCAUUUUGUUACUAGUCGUAACGUCCAACACCUUGACAUUUUUUUAGUGUAUGAGGGUUAUCCAAAAGAUCCAUUUGUCUUGAGAGAUGACUCGUUUUUCGUCAAUUCCCAUUUUACCCGUCUUGAUUUAGGAGGCUGCUUAUUUAGUCCUGUGAAGCCCAUUAGUUGGAAUAACCUUACCCACUUAACUAUUUCAAAUGUGGAAAUAUACCAAGAUUCGAUUGCAAAGAUACUAUCCGGGAGUCCGUUAUUGGACACUUUGAUGUUGAACUUUUGUUAUGGUUAUUCGUUCCUCGAUAUUACUUCCAAGAGUGUUAAAAGCUUCCAAGUAUCAGGGUACGAAGUUUUUGACGAAAAAGUUGUGGUGGAAAUCAAUGCUCCUUAUAUUUCAUCACUAAAAAUCACGACUGAUUUGUACUUGUGGAAGAUUUUGUUGCGAGAUGUGUCUUCUUUAGUCAAAGCUGACUUAGAUUAUCACAUGUGGAAAAAUGAUGGGAAACCUGCUCGUAAAAAAUAUCAAGAUGAGAUGCUUAAUACCCUUAUACUAAACCUUCGCCACGUCAAAGAGCUUAACAUUGGGAUUCCCUGUUAUGAGGCUCUCGCUCGUUUGGAAGUUAAAGGUUUCAUUUUUCCAUCGAACUUGAAGGGUGUGGAUACAACUUCACAUUUAUACAGUUUAUCUCAUUCAAAGGCGCUAGUUGAUUGCCAUGAUAGUGGCUCAUCUGAUAGCGAUGCAUAUGAUAGUGAUGCAUCUGAUAGCGAUGCAUAUGAUAGUGACUCAGUUGAAAGUGGAGAUUCAGAGGAACCCCUGCUUGAAGAGGUUAAUUGAUUGAUGGCACUUUGCAUUCUUGUUUAAACUUGAAAUGGAGCUUUGAAUUUUUGUUACUCCCCAAUUUCGUUUAGGAAAUUAUAAAUUAUGAACUUGGUUGAAAUUUUUCUGUUAUGUUCUCGUGUGAUUCUGUAUAUCAGCUUUUAGUUAUCAAAUUCCACUUCCAUAACCUGGUCAUGGAUG